Messenger RNA from Ictalurus punctatus (channel catfish), 1720 nucleotides. It is a transcript of the gene lrrc38a, whose product is annotated as leucine rich repeat containing 38a. Gene Ontology annotation, molecular function: potassium channel activator activity; voltage-gated potassium channel activity; transmembrane transporter binding. The transcript is spliced from 2 exons. The record is from RefSeq and is a predicted model, not a curated record. Gene Ontology annotation, cellular component: voltage-gated potassium channel complex. Bases 274 to 1146 code for a protein of 290 amino acids. NCBI's taxonomy places the organism in Eukaryota, Metazoa, Chordata, Actinopteri, Siluriformes, Ictaluridae.
ACACUGCCUGCUAUGUGAUCUCUUGGAAAACAUCGUUUCGUGUCUUUCUGUGCUCUUUGAUGAUGCUGAACCCUUAUUUACAUUGUGAUCUGACAGGCGAGGAAAGAUGCCUUCGCAACAACCCUGACUCCUUUCUCUUCCUUAUGCUCCCCCCUCCCUUCACCUCAUCUUCUUCCCCCUGACCCUUCCCUGACUCCCCUCUCCUUUACCCCUUUCCGAACCUCCCUUUCCUUAAACCCCCUGUUCUCCCUUUCACCUCUCACCCCCUUGACAAUGUUCUCAUGUGUUCGCUGGCUUCAGCCUUUCCUUGCCUUGCUCUCCUCUGCCUUAGUCACUUGGGGUCAAAACUGUCCAUCCAGCUGCAUGUGUCCAGAUCAUCACACCGUGGACUGUACCGGUCGGGGGCUAACCCGUUUACCAGAUUCCUUCCCUCUGGACACACGGAGGCUCAUUUUGUCCAAUAACUGGAUACCUGGGAUCCCCUCAGAUUUCUUAGUUCUCUACAGUGAUCUGGUGUACCUGGACCUGCGGAAUAACUCUCUGACCAGGCUGGAGCCAGGGACGCUGACCAGCUCAUCCAGGCUCGUCUACUUGGACCUGGGAAGCAACAACUUAACUGAGAUCCCCUCUGGGACUUUUGGAGAAUCCCGCAGCCUGAUCAAGCUUCGUCUGGGUAACAACCCCUAUUUGACCAUGGUGAGUGAGGGCGCCUUUUCAGGCCUCACUUCCUUACGAGAGCUGGAGCUGGAGAAGAAUGGCCUCUCUGGCCUGGAUGUCAGAGUGUUGAGCCAGCUGCCUUCCUUGAGAGUAAUACGUCUGGAGGGGAACCCCUGGGUGUGCAAUUGUCAUUUUGCCAAUUUUUUUUUCUGGCUGAACGAAAAUCGUCACAAGCUCUCAUCUGGACUGGAGGGAAUGGAGUGCUCACUCCCAAUGGACGGACAGCAGAUCUCUCUAAACAUGCUUUCUGAAGAGAGCUUCCGGGAAUGUCGAGGAGUAUUGUCUCUUAAAGACUAUCUCAUUGUUAUUUUCUCUGGGAUCUGUAUAUCAGUAGCUGCCAUUAUUGCCAGCUUCUUCUUGGCCUCCAUCAUCCACUGCUUCCAGCGACUUAAAACCAAGAGGACAGAUGAAGAGGAGGGGGACGAGUGAGCUUCAGCAAUGCUUCAGAGCGUGGUCCUUGACAGAUUCACUACUACUGCACCUCAGUUUGGACGACGGGUGGAGCGCCAUGUGUCCAUAUAAAAAGUCCCCAGAUUAAUAUAUUUUAGCGAGUAAGGUGAGGCUGAAUAAGCCACCAUAUGUUCAGUGACUCACAACCUCUUUGAAUGAUGCAAAAUGUCGGAGCACUUUUAUACUUGAAUAGAAAUUAUUCAACCAAGCCUUAAAAUGUAAACUGUUCUAGUAACAACACUGCAUAAAUGUGUUCCAGGUUCCUGUAUUCAGGCUGUUAAAUACUGAGGUACUGAGCAAAAUCAUUCAUAGCAUAUUGUCACUGACUGAACAGUUACUGUUUUUUUUUUGUUUUUUUUUUUGUUUUUUUGCUGAUGUGGAAUUGAAUCUCGCUGAAAACUAGUAAGGUUUGUGGACUUGCACUUUAAGAUAGAUGAUAUAUUGCACAUAAUCCCAGUAAGCCAUAAAGUAGGCUGUCAUAUUGACUCAGGUCACCAAAGAAUUUCCUAGAAAUGAGUAUUUUGUUACUGAGACUGGAAUGCGUGGGUGAGGG